Lathyrus sativus (Indian pea) is the source of this 756-nucleotide messenger RNA. The record is from the annotation of a GenBank genome assembly. NCBI's taxonomy places the organism in Eukaryota, Viridiplantae, Streptophyta, Magnoliopsida, Fabales, Fabaceae.
AUGGAUGAUGCUAGAGGUCCACCAAAAAGAAUUAGAAGAAAUCGCCAAUCUCCUAAUAUUUUGACCAGAUCUUCUACAUCUUCCUCCAAUUCAAGACACACUAAUGGAGUUGUUACUGAGGAUAAUCCAGCAUUUCCCUUUCAGCCAGUGUUUAAUAUUCAAGCACCUAAUAGAAAUGAAAGUUCAUUAGAGAGUGCAAAUAUGGGUUUCCAGAGAUACUAUAAUGAAACAGUUGGCAUAAGGUUUAUCAAUCCUUUUUCUUCUUUCCGUCAACAACAUCGUCGUUAUGAUCUUCCAACAAUUUCUAUGCAUGGAGUUCCUCCAAAUCCUCCACCUGGUGCUAUGAUCCCUCCACAGGACAUGGCUAUUUUAAAUGGAGAAGUCGAAAAUCAGCUUGAUCCAUAUCGAGGAAUGCGCUUGAAUAUUGAGGAAAUGUCUUAUGAGGAACUUCUUGCACUUGGUGAGAAUAUUGGUAGUGUUAACACUAGUUUAUCUGAGGAAACAAUUACUGCUCUACUGAAGACAAAAGAAUACACACCAAAACCCAUUAUUAUUAAUUUGGAAGAAUUACCAUCUGACGAUCAAGAAUCUGAUGCUUGCAUUAUCUGUCAAGAAGAAUUUGAGAGUAAAGAAAAUGUUGGAAUUCUUGCAUGCGAUCAUGUGUUUCACGUCGGGUGCAUAACACAAUGGUUGUUGAUAAAAAAUAAGUGUCCAAUCUGCAAAUCUGAAGCUUUGACUCCUACAAAGGUUGAAUAG